Colius striatus (speckled mousebird) is the source of this 865-nucleotide messenger RNA. It is a transcript of the gene BOLL, whose product is annotated as boule homolog, RNA binding protein. The coding region runs from base 50 to 865 and encodes 271 amino acids. Gene Ontology annotation, molecular function: RNA binding. The transcript has 11 exons. NCBI's taxonomy places the organism in Eukaryota, Metazoa, Chordata, Aves, Coliiformes, Coliidae. The record is from RefSeq and is a predicted model, not a curated record.
CCGGCAACGUGCUGGGGCUAAGGCGGCGGCGACGACGACCACAAACCAGAUGCAAGCAGAAUCUUUACCUUCAACUCCCAACACUAUGUCACCGCUGCCAUUAUAUAAUCUGAGCAGUGCUCCAAGGAUUGGAACAGUUACUCCAAAUCGUGUCUUUGUAGGAGGAAUUGAUUUUAAGACUAAUGAAAGUGAUCUGAGGAAGUUUUUUGCUCAGUAUGGCAGUGUGCAAGAAGUGAAGAUAGUAAAUGACAGAACUGGAGUAUCAAAGGGGUAUGGCUUCAUUACUUUUGAAAGCCAAGAAGAUGCACAAAGAAUUUUACAGGAAGCUAAAAAACUUAAUUAUAAGGAUAAGAAACUGAAUAUUGGUCCAGCAAUAAGAAAACAACAAAUACGGAGUUCUCGUUCUGUUGUAAUACCGGAAGCUGGUACAAUGUACUUAACUACUUCCAGUGGAUAUCCUUAUAUUUACCACAAUGGAGUGGCUUAUUUUCAAACAUCUGAAGUUACUUCUGUUCUGCAGCCAUGGCCAUCACGCACCGUUUCCAGUUCACCUGUGAUGGUAGCUCAACCGAUUUAUCAGUCUCCUACUUAUUAUUAUCAGGCACCAACACAGUGUUUUCCAAGUCAAUGGUCUGUUCCACAGUCUACUGCCUCCUCACCUUCAUACUUCUAUCUGCAACCAUCUGAAGUCAUUUAUCAGCCAACAGGGGUAACACAAGAAAAUGGAUGUGUGUCUCCACCUCUCCUAAUGGAAGCUGUAAUUCCCGAGCUCUAUUCUGAUCACGGAGUUCAAGCACAUCACCAGCCUUAUGCCCAAAAUGCUGUAGCCAUGCCUGCACCUACACUAUGGAGUGUUCACUAUUAA